Molecule: messenger RNA, 1080 nt
Organism: Linum tenue
Lineage: Eukaryota; Viridiplantae; Streptophyta; Magnoliopsida; Malpighiales; Linaceae
Source: the annotation of a GenBank genome assembly
AUGAAGAACGGAUGCUUCCUGGUUCAGUUCCGGAGCAAGAAAGAUUAUGAGUUAGCCUCUGAGGGAGGACCCUGGUUACUGGGUGAGACCUAUCUCACUGUGCAUCGGUGGUACAAAGGUUUCAAUCCAUGGAAAGCGACAGUGAAGUCAACCACCGUCUGGGUACAACUUCCAGAUCUACCUAUUGAGUUCUUUAAUGCGGAGGCGGUCACUAUGAUUGCACAGCUUAUCGGGAAACCUGUUCGAGUGGAUCGAGCCACAGAGCUUGGGGCCCGAGGAAACUACGCAAGAGUUAGUGUUGAAGUUGACUUAACAAAGCCUCUCCUGUCACAAUACAAAGUUGAGGGAGUAACGUAUAUCAUCCAAUAUGAAGGACUUGAGAAAAUAUGCGGUGAGUGUGGAAUGUUCGGUCAGACGGCGAGCAAAUGCCAGUGUAGCAAAAUGGGAGUUGAAUCGGAGGAACAGAUAGUGAAUGAUAACAGUGCCUCUCCGAUUGCCUCCCAAACGGCAGGAAGAGCCUAUGGUGACUGGAUGUCCGUGAAAAAGAAAGGGUCGUGGUCAACAAAGAAAGUGGAGAGCCCAUUGAAAGCUAAUGAAACUAAGAGGGGAGAGAACCAUAUGAACAGAUUUGAGGCCCUGGGGGAGGAUGCUGAAAACGGGAAUGAUGGGCUGGAGCAGGAGGCCAUUCCCACGGGAAUGGUAACACAAUCUGAUCAAGGAGAAAGGAUGAAGGAGAAGGGGUCAGGUCCGAGGAAGGGAAGCCCUGACAAGCCCAACAGAAAGUCUGUCGAAGGUAAAGAAAGUUUCACGACUGGAUUAUCCAGCCGAGUCAGUAUGCAUGACCAAGUACCUCCAACAAAGGGAGGUAGGCAAACAAGUUCGCAAGGGCAAGGAAAGGGUACGAAAAUGGGCACAAAAGGGGUUAAUGAUCUGCAUGCAGACCAUGCAAAGGACGUGGGGAAGAAUAGGCUAUCACCGGGCGAUACAAGGGCUGUGAAUGAUAGAAGCAGUAUGAUGGAGGCGAAUGAAGGCCAAGCUACGAAUAAUGGUGCGGGGAAUCUAUCCACUUUGGGUCAUUAA